AUGGAAGAAUCUCAGGAACUUUGCUGGAGAGGAAGUAGAGUGUGGAAGCCUCGGCAGUGUGCUGCCACCAUUUACCAAAGUGGUGGCAGUACCAACGAGCUCGGUACUGGCUUUAUAGUGAUGGGUAGGAUGCAGGAACGCAUUAUUGGAUGGAGACCCAUUAAUGAGCGUAUGAGUGUGCUGCGAGUUAAAGGGAGAUUCCGCAACUAUGCGCUCAUCAACGUACACUGCCCUCAUGAAGGUAGGCCCGAUGAUGAGAAGGAUGCCUUUUAUGCGUUAAUGGAGCAGGCGUACGACAGCUGCUCGAGGCGUGACAUCAAGCUCGUUAUUGGGGAUAUGAACGCGCAAGUUGGCAGGGAAGAGUGUUUUAAAGCAACCAUCGGGACUCACAGCCUGCAUGCUUGCUCUAAUAACAAUGGUCAUCGAUGCAUCAACUUUGCAGCCUCCCGCGGAAUGGUUGUCCGCAGCACCUUCUUUCCUCGCAAGGAUAUCCACAAGGCUACCUGGAGAUCACCGGACCUACGUACCUGCAACCAAAUCGACCACGUGCUAAUUGACGGCCGCUUUUUCUCGGACGUCACGAACAUUCGCAGCUAUCGGCAGCCUAAUGUGAGUUCUGACCACUAUCUACUCGGUGUCUGCAUGCGAUCAAAGCUAGCAAUGAUCUACAAACCCCGGGUCGCUAGAGCGCACCGCUUCAACAUUGACCUGCUAAAGGAUAAUGAAGUGGCUGUGCGCUACGGUCAGACUCUAGAGGCGGCACUUCCAUCAGAGGAUGAGGCCUCUACUGCACCAAUGGAGGAGGUAUGGACUAAAAUUCGCCAUGCAGUGGAAAGUUCAGCUUCCAGCAGUCUGGGUGCUAGAACGAGGUCACGAACAUCAGACUGGUUUGAUGCGGAGUGUCAGCUGCUCGCUGACCAGAAGAACUUUGCCUGGGGUAGAAUGCUCCAAGCUGGAACGAGAGCCAACGUGGAGCAGUCUAGUGAGCCUGCCAUAGACAUGUGCCGGGAUAGGGAGGGUGGAUUGCUCACCAGCUCUGGCGAGGUGGUUGAAAGGUGGAGGCAGCACUUCGAGGAGCACCUAAAUGGGGUUAACUUGAAUAGGAGCAUGGAUGCGGAAGUACCACUUGGGGCACCUGGGCACGAUGAUGAUUACCCGGUUCCAUCCCUGUACGAAGUCGUGCAAGUGAUGCGGAAGCUUAAAAGCAACCGAGCUGCGGGUGAUGAUCAGCUCUCUGGUGAGCUCUUCCAGCACGGAGGGGAGAGCCUAGCUCGAGUGCUUCAUUUGGUGAUCGGCAAAGUUUGGGAGAUGGAAGAACUACCCCAGGACUGGAUGACCGGUGUCGUUGUACCGGUCUUCAAAAAAGGGGAUAGGUUGGACUGCGAGAACUACCGUGGCAUUACCAUACCAAAUGCCGCCUAUAAGAUCUUCUCUCAACUUUUGCUCCACCGGUUGCUGCCCCUGGCCGAAAACUUUGUUGGGGAGUAUCAAGCCGGCUUCAUGGAUGGACGCUCGACAACUGACCAGCUGUUUACGCUCCGGCAGAUUUUACAAAAAUGCCGUGAGUAUAACUGCAGAACACAUCACGUCUUCAUUGACUUCAAGGCGGCCUAUGACAGCAUUGACCGGCAACAGCUGUGGAUGCUGAUGAAGGAGUUUCAGUUUCCGAACAAGCUGAUCAGGCUGUGUAGGGCGACUAUGGGCAAUGUGAUGUGUUCUGUAAGGGUCGGUGGUGUCGCGUCCGCUCAGUUUGCUUCCCAGAGAGGGCUGAGGCAAGGGGAUAGCCUUUCAUGUAUCCUGUUCAACGUGGCCUUAGAAGGUGUGAUAAGGCGAGUAGGCAUCGACACGCGAGGUACCAUCUUCUGGCGCUCAAUUCAACUCCUGGGCUACGCGGACGACAUUGACAUUGUUGCGAUCAACAAGAGGACGGUUGCGGAAACGUAUGCUGGACUUAAGUCAGAAGCUCAGCGAGUUGGACUCCAGAUCAACACGUCAAAGACAAAAUACAUGCAAGGAUUAGGGUCUAGGGAUAACACCCCAGAUACCUUUCCCGGCAUCACCUUGGAUAACGACACUCUGGAGGAGGUGGACUCAUUCGUAUACCUUGGAUCCCAAGUCACAUGUGACUCGGACACAUCCUUGGAAAUUCGGAGGCGCAUCCUCGCUGGAAAUCGCACCUUCUGUAGUCUACAUCCGUGCGUCGAUAAGCGUACAUAG
Molecule: messenger RNA, 2217 nt
Organism: Anopheles coustani
Lineage: Eukaryota; Metazoa; Arthropoda; Insecta; Diptera; Culicidae
Exons: 4
Coding region: 1-2217 (738 amino acids)
Source: RefSeq, a predicted model, not a curated record